AUGAGUAGAAGUAAAGCAGCUGUGGUACGUUACUUGACUGGAGAGUGUUGUUCGCGUUCUACUUUCUAAAAAAUAGGAAAUCGAAUACCGUUCUCGAUCUAAAAACGGGGAACGCAAGAUAUGUUUUGAUAGCUCAGAACGUGGGGAUACCAUAUUUUGUGCUAUUAGUGUUAAAUUAGCAUGCUACCUGUAUAACAUGAUUCAAAAUCCAAUAAAGAUAUUUUUGAUUCGUUCAAAUUCCAUAUGAUCAUUUAGAUACAUGGUAAGACUAUCAAUAACUAUAUACUAAGACAAAUGUUAUCUUAAAUAGGCGCAAGACUGAUUAUAAUAUUAUAAUGGUUGCUUGAAUAGAUAAUUUUCAUGCCAGCAAAAUACAGGAGUAGUUUUAUUAGCAUUCAAUAAUUUCACAAAGCAUAAGUUACAAAAUAGUCACAUAACAGUUUCACAUAAAACAAAGUAUUUCAACAAAAUAGUUCACAAAAAAGAGUACGUUAACCCUUUACACUCUAGCACCAAUCCAGCAGAACUGGUAUUAAGUCGACCAUGGUAAUAAAUCAUAAAAGUGCUCAAUAUGAUACUGAUAGGGUUGAAUUUGAGCGAAGUCGUUUCCCUGCGGAGAUAUAAAAUAGGUGGAAAAUGAUCCAUUCGUCUUGAAUGACAUAUAAUUGGACUUCUUCUCAAUUUGUUUCUUUUCACGAUUUUUCUCAAUUGUGUACUUAUUUAUCUAAACAAAGAUAGAAUUUUUGUCAUAUUACGAGUUAUUCUCAAAAAAAGAACACUUUUCAAAACAAUACAUGACAAAUUUAAUUUCAUUAUAAUCAAAAGUUACAAUAAAAAAAUGAAUAUCAGUCUAACACAUGUAUAUUUAUUUUUUACAAUGAUAGUUUUGGGUGUGGGUGUGGAUGAGUUUGCUCUGUUUUUAUCCAUACUCACACACACACAACCACACCCACAACCACACCCACCCAUUAUUAUACAAGUACACACACUUUACUUUAAAAUUAAAAAUAACCUUUUUUUGUCUGAUUAUUAGUUAUAAUAAACGUUUUUAGCACGUAGAAACCGUUAAUAAUGAGAUUGUAUUGUAGAAAAAACUCACACCAAUAGAAAAAUAAGUUUUUGCUUCGUGAAUAAAAUUGUCAUCCGUACUCUUCUUCAAGGUUUUUUCUGCCAAAUGGGUUGCACAGGCACCCCGUGUACUCCCCCG
Molecule: messenger RNA, 1207 nt
Organism: Adineta steineri
Lineage: Eukaryota; Metazoa; Rotifera; Eurotatoria; Adinetida; Adinetidae
Source: the annotation of a GenBank genome assembly